Messenger RNA from Mizuhopecten yessoensis (Yesso scallop), 2754 nucleotides. RefSeq lists its product as uncharacterized. The record is from RefSeq and is a predicted model, not a curated record. The coding region runs from base 157 to 2466 and encodes 769 amino acids. The transcript is spliced from 10 exons. NCBI's taxonomy places the organism in Eukaryota, Metazoa, Mollusca, Bivalvia, Pectinida, Pectinidae.
GCAAUGUGACGUCACGACAAGCACAGGUAGGCAGGCUAACAGACAUUCGGUAUUUUGACAGACUUAAAGACAAGAGCUCGCUCCGGUCCUACACAAUAAGCGUGGACAGGACUACCAGGGAUAUUUUUACAUUUAUAUAUGGGAUUUUAGAAAGAUAUGGUGCGCGUUCUUAUCGCCCUUUUGUUUGUGGUGCUGGGAUCUAGGGCCCAUGGGCCUGACCACACCCACUCGCAUCACCAUCAUCACGACAGUCAUACAACUUCUGUGAAAAGGGAUGGAGCAAAUAAAGUCCGUUCCGGGAUGACUCUGUCGUACGGGUCUUUCCAACAAGAGCCGUCAUUUUCGUUCACACAGUCCCGUCUUCGAGGAAUAUGUACGUCACUUGUUCGCAGGACCGUGGUUGGACAGCAAGCUGUCACCUACCCAUGCUUUCGGCCAAUACCAGGAGUUGUACCACAAUUUGCGCGCCAAAGUCCCAUGGGUCUGGUCUGUCAGGGGCUGGUCCGCGCUCCACGGGCCGAGUAUAUGCGUGUUCCUACUUGCUGUCCCGGCUGGAAACGAAGUUCUUCUGGCGCAUGCGUAAAACCAUGCAUGCAUCACGUGCUGUCGUCAAUCUGGACGCGCAUUCGACAGUUAGCUGCACGAGGCGAUGAAGGCGAACUAAUUAUACAGAAGUCGUUACAGCCGAAGAUUGGAUCGACACGGUCUCGUGCCUCCGCAAUCACCAUGCCCCCGAUGCCAUCUUUAACCCCCAAAAUGCCACCCCAGAUACCAUCCAUACUGCCUCAGCAGAUGACAGCGUCCCAGAUGGCAGACCGAAUGUCUAUACUUCGAAACCAGGAUAUGAUGCAACAACCUGAACAGAGAAUGGUUCGAAAGCGUCUGGAAGAUUUGACUCCCUACCCCUCAUCCAAUGCGAUGAACAACAGGUUACGUAUGAUGUCCACAUUCCGGAAGUCUCCCCUCGCCAAGUACGGUAACUCUAUGGCGCAAUGGGCGCCUCGUGCUAUGUACCUUCGUGAAAUGCAAAUGGGAUUAAAGGCUGCCGAAAGACUCAUUCAGCGGAGAGCCAUGAUGAUGAGGAAUCUAAACAGACAAAUGAUGCUGGGGAGACUGUCAUUCUCGCCGCCGAACGUAUUCAGAAGUAUCAUGAUCCCCAAAGGUCUUAAAUUAUUACAUAUAAUCAGAACAGUGAAACCAAAAGUGGAGAAGACGGAAAAACCUAGAAUUAUUAUCACCAAAAACCUUGAACAAAACACUGCAGCACCUGAACCAUUCCCAGAAAUCCCCAAACGGGAACCGGAAGUUGGAUUGCCACAGACAAACACAAUUAUGGGUAGACUGCCGCCUGGCAUGUUCCUCCGCGGAUUCCUCCCCAGUGUGAUGUCCUCCAAAGGGGAUGGACCCACACCCAUUCCCGAUAUAUCGGCCAACGAACUUCGUCCCAAACCAAACUUGGACAUUGUCCGCUUCCCUACACUGCCCAGGUUCCCAAUAGAGAUGCCACCAGUCCAAGUACAGCCUGGACCCAACUCACCAUUCCACACCCCAACGCCGCCACAGUCUUGCUUCUCAGAAUACGUAAAAAUUGUGAAGAAAUGUCUGAAGGAUGCCAAUGUAGAACUUCCGGCUGCGCAGAACUUCCUGCCUGGGAAAUCCAGCUACGACCAAGGAGGUGUCUGCGAGAAGAAACAGAUGAUAACCGAGUGUAUCGUCGGUAACCUCCGCCCCUGUUCAAGCUUCGCUGAGCAGGCCCUGGUCAGGCGCACAUUGGCUGAAACCUUAGCCGAAAUGAACCGGGACUGUCGCCUUCACGAACUCGAGUCCAUUGAGAGUCGUCUUGUGGGUGAGAUCCAACCAGGCCCGGAUUCUGUACAUCACAAACUGGAGCUCCUAGAGCCCCUCCCACAACCUACACCUGCUGAUGACGUCACUACCGCCACACCUAAACCUGAGGUCACCACCGAGGAACCCAAGACGCCAGUUGAUGAUGUUGAUGAUGAUGAUGAUCAAGCCCAACCGGAAGACACUCCUGAUGCCGCCAGUGCCAUUGACACCAGAGAUCCGACUGACCCGAACACUCUUCACCACACACACGACAUACAGAUGGAGGAACUCGCUCCCGAGUAUUACCUUCCCGUCCUCAUAGGCACGGCUAUCGGUCUUGCCUCUGUCAUCCUCCUCCUCAGCGCCCUCUUGUGCAUCUGCUGCAGACGAAGAAUAAAGAAAAAGGUUUAUAUUGAGCGACAACCAGAGAAGCCAAAACUGCUGGACGGUGUCUACACAAUAGGGGUUCCUCCACCCGUUUACGAGGUUACACAUGGUAUCCCUCACAUCUCAUACGAGGAAGCGAAGGGUGAAAAAAUUACCGGAAGUCCAUCGUCUCUCAGACGUCACAAUAUCGAAAACGAGGCGUACGAACGGGUUGACGGAACAAACAGGAAGGGAGUUGUAUCCGACAUCUAAAGUCUUGCUUUCUAAAAUUAUACUUAGUUAACAUGUUAAAAAUGAUGCUUGUCGGCCCUUCCUCCAUAAUACGUGACAUUAUUCACUAUGCAGUGUACAGAUUACCAGCACUUGACGCCAUGGCGUGACCGUAACGUGUGUUGUACGUCCCAGGACGUUUAAGGUAGGAAACUAGUAUUUUGUAAGCUAUAUAUAGCGUCGUCAUAAAGAGUUGUACUAUAGAGCUUCUUCUACUUUUGUUUUGUACAUGUCACCGACUACAUCUGAAUAAAAUUUCACAAAAAAAAA